AUGUAUAACGUUGGUUUGAUACAGUGGCGUCGAUACAAUUUUUUUGAUAAAGAAUCAGUACAUCGAAAAGAUGGAAAACCAAUUGAAGAUCUUAAAAAUGUUUCUGUUAUUGCAUCAACAAGUUCAAAUGGUGCUGGUGGCGGACAAUUGAUAUUUGGAUGUUCAGAUGGUUCGAUAUGUGUACUGAAUCGUGAUUAUGAAGCAAAUCAUUUUAAAGUAUUUGAUAUUAAAUUACAAUUACUUUGUCAUUCAAUGAAUGGUGACACAUUAGUAGCUAUUGGGAUGGAUGAAAAUGAACCGAAACAAUGUAUUAAAAUAUUUAAAACCGACAAACCAUUAAUCGAUAAAGAUAAUGCUGAACCAGUGAGAAAAAUUCCAUUAGCAGUCACUGAACCACCAGUCUCAGAAGUGAGUUUUGUAUUGAAAAAUGGAGCUCCCUAUUAUAAACUACGUUUCAAAUUUUCCAAUCCAAUCUAUCAAGAAGAUAAACCAAUUACAGGAUUAGCAUUUAGUGAAAAUAAAUUACGAAACGAACUGAUAUUAUAUCUGACUACUGAAACCUCUGUAUUAUCGUUUCGUUUUCAACCAAAUUUUAUACCAUCAACUAGAGAUAGUAAUUCUCCUAGUCGUUUAGCAUUUCAUCAUCAUAUAAAAGCAUUUGAACAUCAACAACAGCAAGCAUCUCCUCAAUUUGUUGUGACCAGAUUAGAAUCGGAACAUGGUUGCAAUUUUAAUUGUUCCGUUUUAUCAACAGAUGUCAACGGUGAGCAACAAUUUGUUAUUGGAAAUCAAAUGGGUGUAUUUGCUUAUGUCGGAGAAGAUAAACGUUUUGCUCACGUAGCUGAGGGUGAAAAAAUUGCAUUGUCCUGGUGGUAUAAUUAUCUAUUAACAGUAACAACAGAAAAUCGAUCACCACAAAUGCAACAGUCGGCUUCAACUAUACUUUCACAUUUGAGAGCACAUCAAACAACUGUUGAUCAACAAGUAUUAGCAAUAUACGAUGUUCAAGGAAAAUUUAUUGCCUAUUCUGUUGGUUUUUCAAAAAUUCAAUGUGUCGUUAAUGAAUGGGGUUAUAUUCAUAUAUUAACUGGUGAUGGUGAAUUACAUCGUUUUAUAGAAAGAGAUUUACAUACACGUUUAAAUUUAUUAUUUAAAAAAAAUAGUUAUCAACUUGCCCUUGAAAGGGGCGAAUAUGAUAAUGCUACAGAUCAAUAUAUUAAAACAACUGGCUUUCUAGAACCUUCUUAUGUCAUCAAAAAGUUUUUAGAUUCUCAACAUAUUGAUCAUUUAACUCGUUAUCUUGAAGCAUUACAUCACGAAAAAUUAGCUAACGUUGAUCAUACAACAUUGUUAUUAAACUGUUAUACAAAGCAUCCUGAUCGUAUUCAACGUUUAGAUCAAUUUAUUGGUUUAGCAUCAUCACAACAAAAAUCAUCUACUGAUCAACAAAAUCGGGAUAAUGAUAGUGGUGUGAGUGAAGAACUUAGUUUUGAUGUUGACACUGGUAUCGAUGUUUGUCGACAAGCUGGAUAUUUUAAACAAGCUUUAGCAUUAUCAGAAAAAUAUCGUCGUCAUCAUAAAUAUAUAAAAAUUCAAAUUGAAAAUAUGAAAGAUUAUGAUCAAGCAUUAAAAUAUAUUCAAACAUUAAAAUUUCAAGAUGCCUUAGACGUUUUUAAAACAUACGGUAAAACAUUGGUAGAUCAACGACCAGAUUUAACAACAAAAUUAUUAAAACAAUUAAAUCCAACACCACAGGAAAUUGAAGAACAAAAACUACCAGAUUCAUUAAUUGAUAUAUUUAUGAAUCAUCCGAAUGAAUUAUUGGAAUAUUUAGAAUUUGCUACAACACAAUAUGCCAAUGUUUCCUCAUCUAUUUAUGAUAUUAUAUUGGAAUUAUAUUUACAAAAUUUUGAUAAAAUUGAUGAUAAGAAAGCAAAAGAUAAACGAAGUAAACAAAUUUUAGCUUUAUUACAAAAUACAAAACUUGAUGUUGAUCCUCAUCGGGCAAUGAUCGCUUGUCAAAAAUAUAAUUUUAAACCGGGUGUUAUUUGUUUGUAUGAAAAGGCAAAAUUAUAUCAACAAAUUUUACAAUAUCAAAUGGAUAAUAAAGAUAGUGAUGAAAUAUUGGCUACAUGCACGACAUAUGGUGUAGAAGAUUCACAAUUAUGGAUACAAGCUUUGAGUUAUUUUUCAAAAUUAAAACGAAGUGAUGGUUGCCGAAAAGAAAUUGGACAAAUUUUAAAUUAUAUUGAUAAAAAUGAUUUACUGUCACCAUUAUUGAUUAUUCAAGUACUUGGAAAUAAUGAAUCGACAAGUUUAGAUAUACUUAAAGAUUAUUUAAUUCGUAAAUUGAAAACUGAACAAGAACAAAUUCAAAAAGAUCAAGAAGAAAUAAAAGAAUUUCGAGAUGAAAGUAAUAAAAUUUCGAAAAAAAUUAAAGAAUUACAGACAGCCAAAUGGAUUGAAUUGGUGAAUAAUCAAAAAGUUGGACGAAAUAUACAUGAAAGUUUUCAUAGAGAUUUAGAGAACAAGGCGGAUAAAUUUGGAGUAAUUGCAGAUUAUGUUGGCAAGAGACUGUUCGAUAAAUGUCAAUAUUAG
This is a messenger RNA of Didymodactylos carnosus, 2598 nucleotides long. NCBI's taxonomy places the organism in Eukaryota, Metazoa, Rotifera, Eurotatoria, Philodinida, Philodinidae. The record is from the annotation of a GenBank genome assembly.